UGUAAGCAUGUAAUCUAGCGGAGAUACUCUGCAGGGUAGGAAGAAGAACGAGACGUCUAUAAUCUCUAUUUUGUUAAAUUCUUUAUUGUCCACCUCUGUUUUCUAGUGAUGGGAACUGGAUUUUCCCUUUAGCAAGAGAUCUCAUUUUCCAAUUUUGCUUUCUUGAAUCUUGGUAUCUAUUUCUAGGCCUCUGCACCGUCGUCCAUAUUGUCAGCUUUUCCUUUUCCCUUUCUUGUCUGUGAUCCUUUUUUCUUCGUUGGAUUCUUUCCUUCCAUUUUCUUCAUUAAUGGAGGAAGUAAAAGCAGGGCCUUCUGGUUCGUUGGUAUCAAGAAAUAUGAGUCUCGAGAGAAGAUUAUCAGAUAUCUCGUUCUGUGAUACUGAUGAUGAUUGUGGAGAAAAUGAUACCAACGUGAACGAUGAUGGGUUUGUUCCCAGUCCUCUGGUUCCCCUCAAGGAACACUUGGAACGUGACAGGGAUGAUGAGAGUCUGAGGAAGUGGAAAGAAAAGCUGCUUGGAUGUGUUGAUGAUAAUGAAAAUGGCCAGCUAGAACCUGAAGUUACCUUCCUGUCCUUGGGAAUUGUUUCUGAAAAUUACCCAGAAUUCACUGCAACCUUACCCAUUGAUAAAAAACAUGGAGAUGCUCUUUUUACUCUGAAAGAAGGAUUAGAUUAUCGCCUCAAGAUGACAUUCAGAGUUAAGCAUAAUAUUGUCUCGGGCUUGUCAUACUCCAAUACUGUGUGGAAGGGUGGACUCCAAGUCGACCAAAGCAAAGGCAUGCUGGGUACAUUUGCUCCACAACAGGAGCCUUACAUUCACAUGUUGGAGGAGGAAACAACUCCAUCCGGAGCUAUGGCUCGAGGCACAUACAUGGCUAAGCUUAAGUUUGAGGAUGAUGACAAAAGAUGUCACUUGGAGCUUACUUAUGUUUUUGAGAUUAAGAAACGCUCCUAGAAGUACAACUCACGAAGUAGCCAUGUAUUCCGUUCUAUCCCAUAACAGCGCUGCAGAAAUAUUGCAGAUGUCAUACAUUAUUUGGUAAGUUAAGGAUUGUAUAUGAGUUGGCUGUUUUUCUGUACAUGUGCUUUUCUAAUUCAUUUUUCCAUGAAAUCUUUUUAUUGUUCAUGACA
Nymphaea colorata (pocket water lily) is the source of this 1128-nucleotide messenger RNA. RefSeq names its product rho GDP-dissociation inhibitor 1-like. Gene Ontology annotation, cellular component: membrane; cytoplasm; cytosol. Bases 287 to 952 code for a protein of 221 amino acids. The record is from RefSeq and is a predicted model, not a curated record. Gene Ontology annotation, molecular function: Rho GDP-dissociation inhibitor activity; protein binding. The transcript has 5 exons. Gene Ontology annotation, biological process: Rho protein signal transduction. Lineage: Eukaryota; Viridiplantae; Streptophyta; Magnoliopsida; Nymphaeales; Nymphaeaceae.